Molecule: messenger RNA, 907 nt
Organism: Dreissena polymorpha
Lineage: Eukaryota; Metazoa; Mollusca; Bivalvia; Myida; Dreissenidae
Product: putative nuclease HARBI1
Exons: 5
Coding region: 251-907 (218 amino acids)
Source: RefSeq, a predicted model, not a curated record
GUUUUUAACAUGGCUAUAUUCGUCACACGUUGAAAGUUCAUCAAAAUAACUCGAUGAAUGUUGAGUGAAAGUACUUUUAUUGUUGGAUAACUUUUUACUAGCUUAUAACGUGCUAGUUACUUUGAGAUACCUUGCGAAAGGCAAUUUCUACAGUCGGGGAUCUACAUGGGAUCAGCACGAGUUCGUGUCGAGAUUGAUUUCUGUGGUGGUGGCAGCGCUUGAAAAAAAAUUGGACACAAUCCAUUUUCCAAUGACAGCUGAAGACUUCAGAAGAGUCAAAACUGGGUUUUUUAGGCUGGGAAAAAAUCCAAAUGUUAUUGGUGCUGUUGAUGGAACCUUAAUACCCAUAAUUGCACCAAGUGAGGCGGAGGAGGUGUAUGUAUGCCGGAAGGGCUACCAUGCUAUAAAUGUUCAAGCGGUCCUGGACCAUGAAAUGAGAUUCACUGAUGUUGUUGCCCAAUGGCCAGGUUCAGUUCAUGACAGCACAAUCAUGGAAAACUGUGCCUUGAAGCAGUGGCUGACAUCUACUUACAACAACUGGCUGUUGGGCGACAGUGGUUAUGGUUUAAAACCGUAUCUACUAACACCAAUUGGUACACCAAGUACACCAUCAGAGGUUCUUUACAACAAUGCCCAUGUUAAAACCAGACUAGUGGUGGAGAGGGCAUUUGGGAUAUUGAAAUCCAGGUUUAGAUGUUUACACAAAAGUGGAGGAUGCCUCUUAGUUAAGCCCUCAAAAGCUGCACAAAUUGUUAGUGUAUGUAUGAGAUUACAUAAUCUGUGCAAGGAAAUGAAUGUUCCAACCCCAAUUAUCUUGGAGGAGGACGACCAUGACGAACAUGUGUUUGAUGGGCCACUUAAUGGCAAUGGCGUGCAAAAGCGGCAAAGUGUAGUCAAUUUAUUAUAA